This is a messenger RNA of Lachancea fermentati, 2634 nucleotides long. The record is from the annotation of a GenBank genome assembly. NCBI's taxonomy places the organism in Eukaryota, Fungi, Ascomycota, Saccharomycetes, Saccharomycetales, Saccharomycetaceae.
AUGUUUGUGUAUAAGAGAGACGGUCGCCAAGAACCGGUCAAAUUUGACAAGAUCACAGCGCGUAUUUCGCGGUUAUGCUAUGGUCUGGACCCAAAGCAUAUCGAUGCAGUAAAGAUCACACAAAGAAUCAUCUCUGGUGUGUACGAAGGUGUGACGACGGUGGAGUUGGAUAACUUGGCUGCUGAGACAUGUGCUUACAUGACGACAAUUCACCCUGACUAUGCGACGUUAGCCGCUAGACUUGCGAUUUCCAACCUGCAUAAGCAAACUACCAAGCAGUUUUCGCAGGUGGUGAGCGAUUUGUACCACUAUGUGAACCCUAAAAAUGGAAUUCACUCGCCCAUGAUUUCCAAGGAAGUUUACGGAAUUGUCAUGGAGCACAAAGAUGAGCUCAACUCUGCUAUUGUCUACGACAGAGACUUCCAAUACAACUAUUUUGGUUUCAAGACCCUAGAACGUUCGUACUUACUCCGUAUCGAUGGUAAAGUCGCAGAACGUCCUCAGCAUUUGAUCAUGCGUGUUGCCGUCGGUAUCCACGGCCGCGACAUCGAAAGAGUGCUCGAAACCUACAAUCUCAUGUCUCUAAGAUAUUUCACUCACGCAUCGCCCACGUUAUUCAACGCCGGUACUCCUCAUCCUCAGAUGUCUUCCUGUUUCCUGGUAGCCAUGAAAGAGGACUCCAUCGAAGGUAUCUACGAUACUUUGAAAGAAUGUGCCAUGAUCUCCAAGACUGCGGGCGGUAUCGGAUUGCACAUCCACAACAUUCGUUCUACAGGCUCCUACAUUGCAGGUACCAACGGUACUUCGAAUGGUAUUAUCCCCAUGGUUCGUGUAUACAACAACACUGCUCGUUACGUUGAUCAAGGUGGCAACAAGAGACCAGGUGCUUUUGCAAUUUACUUAGAACCAUGGCACUCUGAUAUCUUCGACUUUGUCGACAUCCGGAAAAACCACGGUAAGGAAGAAAUCCGUGCCAGAGAUUUGUUCCCUGCUCUAUGGGUUCCAGAUUUGUUCAUGAAGAGAGUUCAAGAGAACGGUGAAUGGACCUUGUUUUCCCCUAGUGAAGCUCCCGGUCUUGCCGAUGUCUAUGGUGAUGAAUUCGAAGCUUUAUAUGAACGUUACGUGCAAGAGGGCCGUGGUAGAAAGACUAUCAAAGCUCAGAAGCUAUGGUAUGCCAUUCUAGAAGCUCAGACGGAAACCGGUACUCCAUUCAUGAUUUACAAAGAUUCUUGUAACAGAAAGUCUAACCAAAAGAACCUUGGUACCAUCAAGUCUUCUAACUUGUGUUGUGAAAUCGUCGAGUACUCUUCCCCAGAGGAAACUGCCGUGUGUAACUUGGCUUCUGUUGCAUUGCCAGCAUUCAUUGAAACUUCUGAAGACGGAAAGACUCAAUGGUACAACUUUGAGAAGCUACAUGAAAUUUCCAAGGUUGUCACCCGUAAUUUGAACAGAGUCAUCGACCGUAACUAUUAUCCCGUUGAAACUGCCAGAAGAUCCAACAUGAGACACAGACCUAUUGCUUUGGGUGUUCAAGGGUUGGCCGAUACUUUCAUGAUGUUGCGUAUUCCUUUCGACUCUCAGGAGGCCAAAGAAUUGAAUAUUCACGUCUUUGAGACUAUGUAUCACGCUGCCCUAGAGGCAUCACACGAGUUGGCCCUGGAAGAGGGCCCAUACGAGACAUUCAAGGGAUCCCCUGCUGCCGAGGGUAUUCUUCAAUUUGACAUGUGGGGCAGGACACCUACUGAUCUAUGGGAUUGGGAAACUUUGAGAGCAGACAUUAUCAAAGACGGUAUUAGAAACUCUCUGUUGCUAGCCCCAAUGCCAACUGCCUCUACUUCCCAGAUCUUGGGUUACAACGAAUGUUUCGAACCAUAUACCUCAAACAUGUACUCACGUCGUGUUCUAUCAGGUGAAUUCCAAAUUGUCAAUCCGUACUUGUUGCGUGAUUUGGUGGAUUUGGGUCUAUGGGAUGAAGCUAUGAAGUCUCACAUUAUUUCUGACAACGGUUCCAUUCAAAACCUACCCAACAUUCCUCAAGAAUUGAAGGACCUUUACAAGACAGUCUGGGAAUUGUCUCAAAAGACAAUUAUUGACAUGGCUGCUGAUCGUUCUUGCUACAUUGAUCAAUCACAAUCUUUGAACGUGCAUAUUCGUGCUCCAACAAUGGGUAAAUUGACCAGUAUGCACUUUUACGGAUGGAAGAAGGGUUUGAAGACCGGUAUGUACUACUUGAGGACCCAAGCUGCCUCUGCUGCUAUCCAAUUUACCAUUGAUAAGUCAGUUGCCGAGCAAGCUGGGAACACUGUUGCUGAUCUAUCGAACUUGAGCCGUCCAAAGUACACUCCACGUAAGGUCAACUUCACAGAAGGCGCUGCCAAGAAACUAGAUCUAACAACAGACAUUAGAGAGGUAUCGCCUGCUCCAUCUUCUGCAGAAUCUUCAAUGAGCAAUAGCAUAGCAUCUUUGAGAAUCGACGACAGCAAGCCAGUCGUGCCUGCCACUAUUGCUCCUACCGAAACUCAAACGGAAGAAAAGCCUGCACUAACUGAUGAGCAGGAAUAUGACAUCUACAACUCCAAGGUUGUCGCGUGUGCGAUCAACAACCCUGAAGCUUGUGAAAUGUGCUCAGGUUAA